Molecule: messenger RNA, 435 nt
Organism: Cornus florida
Lineage: Eukaryota; Viridiplantae; Streptophyta; Magnoliopsida; Cornales; Cornaceae
Exons: 2
Coding region: 1-435 (144 amino acids)
Source: RefSeq, a predicted model, not a curated record
AUGGGAGAUUAUGUUUUUCUCAAAGUUACGCCACAUAAAGGGAUUUUCAGAUUUGGAAAAACAAUAGGGAAAUUGGCUCCAAGGUACAUUGGUCCCUUUGAGAUCAUUCAAAGGGUAUGUGAAGAAGCAUACCGAUUGGCUUUGCCACUUCAGUUUUCUCAUGUGCAUGACGUCUUCCACGUCUCUAUGCUACGAAAAUAUCACCCGGACCCCUCCCAUGUUGUGGAAUGGCACAACUUGCCUUUAAAGGAGGACGCAUCCUACAUUGAACAACCCAUUCAAGUGUUGGAUCGGAAGGAGAAGGUCUUACGCAACAAGACCAUUUCAUUGGUGAAAGUUUUGUGGCGACACCAUGAUGUAGAGGAGGCAACAUGGGAGAUAGAAUCUGAUAUACGAAUAAGAUUUAUGCAUCUCUUCAAAGAUUCAGGUACAUGA